Molecule: messenger RNA, 3018 nt
Organism: Homarus americanus (American lobster)
Lineage: Eukaryota; Metazoa; Arthropoda; Malacostraca; Decapoda; Nephropidae
Product: N-acetylgalactosaminyltransferase 6-like
Exons: 13
Coding region: 300-2060 (586 amino acids)
Cellular component (GO): Golgi apparatus
Source: RefSeq, a predicted model, not a curated record
UUUAGAUGGGCCGGUGUUAGGGUGGAGAGUACAGGUGCAGUCACCUCAACACCCAUUCACCUUUCACACUCUGCCACGUAAUCAACAAUCUCUCACCAAACAUCCACUUUAAACCCACUACCGUGAUAUACAGAAGUUUUGUUGUAUAAAGCACGAAACACGACAAUUAAAUCAAUAUUUGUAUCUCGGAAGUGAUUGUUCAACAUUUACCUCGGGUGUUUUGAACACCUUGAAGCAGCGAGACUGGAGUUCCAUUGAAACAUAACUUGUAUGACCAGGGUUUUGUGGAACUUGUGAUUAUGCGCCUACGGCGAGUAUGGGGACGGCACAAGGAGAAGAUACUUGUAGCAGGCCUCUUGGCUCUUGUUUUUGUUGUCAUGGCUCCUCCAAAACCUAUACGUGACAUGGUAAUGAGAGAGGAGGAAGGUGUGGUGAUAGUAGAUGGAGUGAGGAAGAAGGACUACAAUGACUAUAUGUACCUUAAGAAAGAAGUAUUGCAGACUGGCCUAGGUGAACAUGGAAUUGGUGGAUCACUUAGCCCAGCAUUUGACAAGGAAAAGGAAGAGCUCUACAAGGUGAAUGGGUUUAAUGCUAGACUUUCUGAUGAUAUUGCAUUAAACCGUUCACUCAGUGACAUUCGUCAUCCCAAGUGUAAAAAAAAGCUGUACCUUGUAGAUCUUCCAAAUGCAGCUGUGGUAGUGCCUUUCCACAAUGAACACUGGACCACUCUUCUUCGCACUGCAUUUUCUGCUUACAACAGGUCACCAAAACACCUUUUGAAGGAAAUCAUUCUUGUAGAUGAUGCCAGUACCAAAGAUUUUCUCGGAAAGAAACUAGAUGACUAUUUAGAGGAACAUUUACCCAUUGCUCGGGUGGUUCGCCUUCCUUCUCGCUGGGGUUUGAUCCGUGCCAGACUGGAAGGAGCAAAGCACGCAACUGCAGACGUGCUCAUUUUUCUGGAUUCACAUACUGAGUGUACAACCAACUGGCUGCCACCACUAUUAGAACCAAUUGCAGUCAACUAUAAGACAGCAGUGUGUCCUUUCAUCGAUGUGAUUGACUUUGAAACAUUUGAAUACCGCGCUCAGGAUGAGGGACGUCGAGGGUCUUUUGACUGGGAAUUUUAUUACAAGAGGUUACCAGUAUUACCAGAAGAUGAAGCUAAUAUGCCGGAACCGUUUAAGAGCCCAGUCAUGGCUGGUGGAUUGUUUGCAAUUAGCUCCAAAUUCUUUUGGGAAAUUGGUGGUUAUGACCCUGGACUGGACAUCUGGGGUGGAGAACAGUACGAAUUGUCUUUCAAAGUAUGGCAGUGUCAUGGGACAAUGGUUGAUACCCCAUGUUCUAGGAUUGGCCACAUAUAUCGCAAGUUUGCCCCAUUCCCAAACCCUCGAAAAGACAACUUCAUUGCCAGGAAUUAUCGUCGUGUAGCAGAGGUGUGGAUGGACGAGUAUAAAAAAUACCUUUAUAUGAGGCAACCUGGAUGGCUACAGGUUGACACAGGAGACAUCAGUGAACAACUGGCAGUGAGGGAACGUAACAAGUGUAAACCCUUCAAGUGGUUUAUGGAAAAUGUUGCUUUUGAUCUGGCCAAACAUUACCCUCUUAUUGAGCCACCAGACUAUUGCAAUGGAACAAUCCAAAGCCUUGCAAACACCAACUUGUGUGUGGAUUCCCAGAUGAAAGGACAAUUUGACAGAUUGGACUCACUUGGGGAGUGCGGACCAAAUAUGCAGUUUCAGUUUCAACUAACUGCAUUCAAAGAUAUACGUCCCCUCAAGAGCCACAAUUGCUUUGAUGUGCCAGAUUUGAAAGGGGAAAAAGCACCUGUAUUACUUUAUGGUUGUCAUAAAGGGCUUGGUAACCAGAUGUGGAGAUAUGACAUGGAGAAUCAGUUAAUCAGGUUUGGAGGACAAGAAACUCACUGCCUUGACUCAAGCACAUCCAACAAAGAAGUGUUUGUGUCCAUGUGUGAUCUAAAUUCACAAACACAAAAAUGGAAAUGGAGUUUUGUGAACAAGGACAGGCUGAAUAAUUAUAAAAAUCUAGAUCCCAAACCAUAGGUUUUGUUACUUCAUUAUGUAUACAAGUGUGCUGCAUCUAUAAUGAAGAGUUAUCACUCACUAUAUGACUUGUACCGUAUUUAACCCAUUGCUUUAAUUCUCUUUAUAAUAUCAAAUAUAUUUUGUUCUUAAUAUCAAGGAGAUAGGUUGCAGCCCAACUCUGUCUUUACCAGCAAUACCUCCUAGGUUCCACACUAGGUAGUGGUACAAUAAUUAGGCAGCUAUAUAAAAAGCUUCUUUAUUACACAUUCCAGUGUUACACCAGUGUGCCAGUGCAGUAGUACUGUACUGUAUAAUAUUAGUUUUAUAUUACCGGUAUGUGUAUAUUGAAAAAAUAUUUUUGUAAGUGAUUUGACAAUUAUCUUUCUCUUUUACUCUUUAUCCUUCUUGCCACUUAUUAGCUUACUAGCCAGUACAAAUGGUACAGUAUAGGAGUGUUCAGUGAGGUUAUGAUGGUACAGUAUAGGACUGUUCAGUGAGGUUAUGAGGGUACAGUAUAGGAGUGUUCAAUGAGGUUAUGAUGGUACAGUAUAGGAGUGUUCAGUGAGGUUAUGAUAGUACAGUAUAGGAGUGUUCAGUGAGGUUAUGAUGGUACAGUAUAGGAGUGUUCAGUGAGGUUAUGAUGGUACAGUAUAGGAGUGUUCAGUGAGGUUAUGAUGGUACAGUAUAGGAGUGUUCAGUGAGGCGAGGUUGUUUGGACAUACUGUAUUGUGCUUUGCCCGUGCUUGACACCUUUUUCUUAGGGUGAAUGACUUCAAUUGCAUGUCAUUUAUAUUAGCAUUCUUUCUGUGAAAAGCUUAUUUUAAGAUCACAUAUUUGGGGCUUGUAUGUAGUUACUCUAAAGAAUGACAUUUAGGCAGCAUAAUGUUAUUGUAUCUGAUAUUAAAGGUAAUUUCUUGUAAUGUCCCAUGUUAUAUUUAGCAUUGUAAUAAUUAGCAAUGUUCUAAACUAGAAAUUC